Messenger RNA from Cydia splendana, 4051 nucleotides. RefSeq names its product prolow-density lipoprotein receptor-related protein 1-like. Gene Ontology annotation, cellular component: signaling receptor complex; plasma membrane. Gene Ontology annotation, molecular function: protein binding; low-density lipoprotein particle receptor activity. The record is from RefSeq and is a predicted model, not a curated record. NCBI's taxonomy places the organism in Eukaryota, Metazoa, Arthropoda, Insecta, Lepidoptera, Tortricidae.
CUGCUCGCAGAACUGCACCGACCUGCCCGUGGGCUACGCGUGCUGGUGCCGCGCCGGCUACCGCCGCGCCGGCCCGCAGUGCCGCGACGUGGACGAGUGCGCGGAGCUGGCGUGCGAGCACGGCUGCAGGAACACAAUCGGGAGCUUCCAUUGCAAAUGCGAGAAAGGCUACAGACUCAUGGAGGACGGCCUCAGCUGUGCGCCGAUCUCCAAUGAACCAGCAUCCCUUAUCUUCACGAACCGCUACUACAUCCGUCGAGUCACCCUCGACCCCUCACACACCAGCUCACUCCUCAUCCACGAUCUCACCAACGCCGUAGCACUUGAUAUGGAGUGGGAGAAACGGUGUCUCUACUGGAGCGACGUUGCAAGACUUGGCAGCUCGAUCAAGAAGGCUUGCAGCGAGCCGGGACAGAACGCAUCACGAUAUCAGCUCCUCCACGGCGCGACUCUCCAAAACCCCGACGGGUUGGCCGUCGACUGGGUGGCCGGCAACAUAUACUGGUGCGAUAAGGGCACGGACACACUGGAAGUGUCGCGUACGGACGGCGCACACAGACGGGUGCUUUUACGAACGGGAUUGCAGGAACCAAGGGCGUUGGCAUUACAUCCUGCUAGAGGCACCAUCUACUGGUCCGACUGGGGCACCAACGCGCACAUCGGCCGCGCCGGCAUGGACGGCUCCACGCCUUCGAUCAUCAUCAGCGCCGGACUAGGCUGGCCUAAUGCCCUGGUCAUCGCCCACGCUUCGAACGAACUGUACUUCGCUGAUGCGAGAGAGGACUACAUCGCUGUAGCUGAUCUAGACGGGAAGCAUGUCAAAGUGCUGUUCUCUAGAGAUCGCAUGCCCUGGCUCCGUUUACAUCACGUGUUCGCGUUGACCGUAUGGGAAGGUCGCAUUUACUGGAGCGACUGGGAGACCCGGGCGAUAGAGAGCUGCCGCCGGCGACCCAACCCGCACUAUAAGCCGAACGCUACAGAAGACCCUAGUUCGGGCGGGGCCUACGAAUGCAAGACUAUCGCUCACACCGUCCACAAACCUAUGGACUUACGAGUUCACCACCCGGCCAGACAACCGGCUUCACCAGAAUUGACGGCGCUCUGCGCAAAGCUAAACUGCACCGGUCUCUGCCUCCUCACACCGGCCACAAAGGACAGGCCGGUCGGCGCGCGCUGCGAGUGCCCCGAACACUUCGUACUGCAGUCUGAUGGGCGUAGCUGUUCGCCGAACUGUACGAGCGCGCACUUCGUCUGCAACACGACGCUUAAGUGCGUCCCGUUCUGGUGGCGCUGUGACACGCAGGAUGACUGCGGCGACGGAUCCGACGAGCCGGAGUCCUGUCCAUCGUUCCGGUGUUCCCCGGGACAGUUCCAGUGUGGAAAUGGAGGCCGAUGUCUCCAUCCCGCUCUAAUAUGUGACGCCACGCCGCACUGCGCCGACGGGAGCGACGAGAAAGACUGUGACACGUUCACCUGCCUGUCAUCGCAGUUCAAAUGCCAGGGCAACGUGACGGCGGGCGUGUCGGCCCGCUGCGUGUCGGGCGCGGCGCGGUGCGACGGGCAGCGCGACUGCCCCGCCGGCGACGACGAGUUCAACUGCCCGCCGCGCUCGUGCAAGCCCGACCACUUCAUGUGCGGCGACGGGUCGUGCGUGCCGGGCGUGUGGGUGUGCGACGCGGACGCGGACUGCGCGGACGGCUCCGACGAGGGCGCGCACUGCGCCGCGCGCAUGUGCCCGCCGAGGCACUUCCGCUGCGCCUCCGGCCGCUGCAUCCCGAGAGACUGGCAGUGCGACGCCGAGGCGGACUGUCCGCUCCGCGAAGACGAGGCUGACUGCGGCACCGGCGCGCGGCCCGGGUGUGAGGCGACGUACUUCCGGUGCGCGGACGGACGCUGCAUCCCGGGCCGCUGGCGCUGCGACUUCGAGGACGACUGCGGCGAUUUCAGCGACGAGCUGCACUGCGAGCCCCGGAACUGCUCCGAGACCGAGUUCAGCCCCGGAACUGCUCCGAGACCGAGUUCAGGUUGGUCUCUCUUCUUCCGGUGCGCGGACGGACGCUGCAUCCCGGGCCGCUGGCGCUGCGACUUCGAGGACGACUGCGGCGAUUUCAGCGACGAGCUGCACUGCGAGCCCCGGAACUGCUCCGAGACCGAGUUCAGGUUGGUUCUCUUCUUCCGGUGCGCGGACGGACGCUGCAUCCCGGGCCGCUGGCGCUGCGACUUCGAGGACGACUGCGGCGAUUUCAGCGACGAGCUGCACUGCGAGCCCCGGAACUGCUCCGAGACCGAGUUCAGAUGUUCCAACGGCGAGUGCAUACGUGGCGCCCUACGUUGCUCCGGAGCGGCGGAAUGUGCGGACGGUUCCGACGAGACUGGCUGCGCGCCUUUAUGCGCUGCUAGAGCCAGACCGUGCGGCAGACACAAGGACUGUGUGUUACGCGAAUGGUGGUGCGACGGGUCGGUGGACUGCGCGGACGGCUCGGACGAGGAGGCGUGCGCGGCGCCGCCCGCGCCCUCGUGCGGCGCGCGCCUCGCCUGCGCCGGCGCCCCCUGCGCGCCCGCCGCCUGGCGCUGCGACGGCCGCCGGGACUGCGUGGCGGGGGGAGACGAGGAGGGGUGCGAGCGGCACGCCUGUCAGCCGCCGAUGUUCAGAUGCGGCAACGAUUCGUGCCUGCCGUCCGCCCUGCUCUGCGACGGCUACGUCGACUGUCCCGACGGCUCAGACGAGAACUCCAUGAUGUGCAGCAGACGUUCAUCGGAGUCGGUGUGCGACUCGGACGAGCGCAUGUGCGGCGACGGCCGCUGCGUGCCCGCAACCGCAGACUGCGACACCGGCGAAGAAGGCCCGUGCACUUGGCGCUCAUGUUCACAGGUGUGCAUACCGAAGCACGCACACAACCACACUUGCAAAUGCUUGGAAGGCUACAAACAUAGACAAUUGCCGGAUAACACUUGGAGUUGCGAAGCGAUUGGUGAGAAGGCACAAGCAAUAGUGGCUGUCAACGGGUCACUCCGCGCUUGGGAGCUUACGAAGAGAGAAAAGGACUCGCGGGUGCUGUAUAUAGCGGGUGACGAAAGUACCGAAAUAACAUCAAUCACAACUGCCCUUGUUGGUAACUCCUGGCUCGUAUGGUGGUCGGACACUUCAGGAAAACUGUCAACUAUAGACGCCACACACGCGCUGCAAGCGGACUCUAUCACCGUCGUCCGCCCGCCCGUCAGGGUCAUAGUUCAAGAUACGGCUAUUAUACGGGGUGUGACCUUCGACUGGGUGUCUGGACGUCUGUACUACACGGCCGUUACUAAAGGCGGAGACGGCGAGGGAUAUUCGCAUGGCGGUUACGGCGCGGUGUACGUGUGCGCGCCGGACGGCCGGCGGCGCGUCACGCUCAUGCGGCGCAAGAACGCCGAGCCGGACGAUAUCCUCAUACAUAACGCCACCAGAUUUAGUUCUAGCGAGGGAUAUUCGCACGGCGGUUACGGCGCGGUGUACGUGUGCGCGCCGGACGGCCGGCGGCGCGUCACGCUCAUGCGGCGCAAGAACGCCGAGCCGGACGAUAUCCUCAUACAUAACGCCACCAGACAAAUAUUCUGGUCGGACCGCGGCGCCACCCCGGGCAUCAUGGCAGCCGGGCUGGACGGCGCCGACCCGCGCUGGCUCGUCAAGCGCCGCGUCCGGCGUGUGACAGCCCUAGCUCUGUCCACAGACAGACUGUACUUCGUGGACGCGUACUACGACACGCUGGAGAGUGUCAAGUUCGAUGGCAGUGCUAGGGUCGUGUUGGCGACGUUCGCUAAGCGGCCCGCUGGCGCGCCCGCGCUGCAUCUACCUAGCGGUAUAGGCAACUCAACAUACAAGCCCUUCCCGGUGCCCACGGAGUCCUGCGGCCGGCUGGCGGCGUGGGAGGAGUGGCUGUGGUGCGCCGGACGCAGAGGCCUAGCGCGCCUCCCGCGCCGCCCCGCCGCGCCCGCCGUCGCCCCGCGCGCCGCCCUGCCCGUCUCCGCGCUCGCCGUCGUGCACCCGCAACUAUGUAGGGCUGCUGGUGAGUAG